Molecule: messenger RNA, 1202 nt
Organism: Globicephala melas (long-finned pilot whale)
Lineage: Eukaryota; Metazoa; Chordata; Mammalia; Artiodactyla; Delphinidae
Gene: CFAP410
Product: cilia and flagella associated protein 410
Biological process (GO): cytoskeleton organization
Molecular function (GO): protein binding
Source: RefSeq, a predicted model, not a curated record
CCCCGCCCCUUGGAGAAGCCCCGCGGCCUGGCGGACGGCCUCAGUGGUAGCUGGCGGUUUGAGAGCGGGGCCGGGUUGAGGCCUUCGGGCUGCCCGCCGUCAUGAAGCUGACGCGGAAGAUGGUCCUGUCCCGGGCCAAGGCCUCGGAGCUGCACAGCGUGCGGAAGCUCAACUGCUGGGGCAGCCGCCUCACUGAUAUCUCCAUAUGCCGGGAAAUGCCCAGCCUGGAAGUGAUCACCCUCAGCGUCAACAGCAUCUCCACCCUGGAGCCCGUGAGCCGCUGCCGGCAGCUGAGCGAGCUCUACCUGCGCAAGAACUGCAUCUCCAGCCUGGCGGAGCUCUUCUACCUGAAGGGCCUCCCGUGCCUGCGUGUGCUGUGGCUGGCGGAGAACCCCUGCUGCGGCGCCUGCCCUCACCUCUACCGCAUGACCGUCCUGCGCAACCUGCCUCACCUGCAGAAGCUGGACAACCAGGCUGUGACGGAGGAGGAGGUGUCCCGAGCGCUGGUGGAGGGAGAGGAGGUCACGGCCCCCAGCAGACAGCACUCAGGGAACGGCCCGCCCGAGCUGUCCUACACCCUGAGUGCCGAGGACGCCGCCGCCGAGAUGCCACGGGACCCGCUGAGCCUCGGCGAGGAGAGCAGCGGCACCCAGGGGCAGCUCGGCCUGAAGCGCCUUUCCCGGGACCCGUUUCCUUCCUUCUCGCAGAAGGCUACCACAAGCGGUCGCAAGAACAGGAACAACGUCCUGACCGCCGUCCUCCUGCUGCUGCGGGAACUAGACAGCGAGGGGCUGGAGGCCGUCCACCAGCGCGUGGUCAGCCGGCUCCAGGCCCUGCAGAAGCAGGAGCUGCAGGAGGCCAUGGAGUGACUGUCAGCGGGGACCCCGAGCUGAAGUCCGGCGUCUUCCCGAACACCUGGGAGGGUGGGGGUCACAGCUGCGGCCUCUGCUUGACCCCAGGCUGAGCCUCGGCGCACAGGGCUGCGUCCUUAGGAAGCCUCGCCCACCCAGGAAAGCCGAGCUUGCGCUGUGGAUGGGCACCCAGGGCAGGAGGGGCUGGCUGGGCAGACCUGCCCCUGUGCCCUCUGCUGUGAGGGGCCGUAGCCAGAUGCCCUCCUGUAUGGCAGGGCCACCUCGACUUGCCUCUUCCUGAAGGUGGGCUUUGCAGCCGUCCUCCCUAAUAAAUAUUUUUCCAAAGUCUGA